Messenger RNA from Syzygium oleosum, 1531 nucleotides. RefSeq names its product arogenate dehydratase/prephenate dehydratase 2, chloroplastic-like. Lineage: Eukaryota; Viridiplantae; Streptophyta; Magnoliopsida; Myrtales; Myrtaceae. Gene Ontology annotation, cellular component: cytoplasm; chloroplast. The coding region runs from base 37 to 1242 and encodes 401 amino acids. Gene Ontology annotation, biological process: L-phenylalanine biosynthetic process. Gene Ontology annotation, molecular function: arogenate dehydratase activity; prephenate dehydratase activity. The record is from RefSeq and is a predicted model, not a curated record. The transcript has 12 exons.
UAUGACCGGCGAAGCGGCAGACGAAGGUUGCAUUCAAUGGCGGCUUCCACAGCGGGAUCCUCGCUGCCCCUCCGAUCGCGAAUCCCCUCCUGCAAAUCCUCCUGGCCCGACCACCGGCCGAGCGGCGCGGCGGCCCUCGCCGCUCGCGGCGGCCGCGGUCGCCCGGGGCGGCGCGCCGCGUCGCUGUCGAUGGCGUCCCCGAGGGAGGAGAGCAGCAGGGCCGGGGCGAGGAGCGACGUGUUGUCUCAGGCGCUCGUGCUGAACAGAGCCCUCGAGGGCUCGAGCGGCGGCGAGAAUGGCCACAAGGACGCGCACUUGUUGCCCAGGCCUUUGUCUUCGGUGCAGAGCUCCAACCCCAACUCCGGCGGAUCUCGCCUGCGGGUUGCUUACCAGGGAGUUCGCGGCGCGUACAGCGAGUCUGCGGCGGAGAAGGCUUAUCCGAAGUGCGAAGCAGUGCCGUGCGAACAAUUCGACACCGCUUUCCAGGCUGUUGAAAAAUGGCUAGUGGACAGAGCAGUUCUUCCAAUCGAGAAUUCUUUAGGUGGAAGCAUUCACCGAAAUUAUGACCUGUUAAUCCGGCACAGGUUGCAUAUAGUCGGGGAAGUGAAGCUUGCAGUAAAGCACUGCUUAUUAGCGAAUCAUGGUGUUGAAAUUGGAGAUUUGACUCGGGUUCUUAGCCAUCCACAGGCUCUUGCACAGUGUGAGCACACGCUGACGAAGAUGGGCCUAGUCAGAGAAGAAGUGGAUGAUACUGCUGGUGCUGCAAAGCAUAUUGCUUUCCACAAUGUAAAAGAUGCAGGGGCCGUUGCUAGUGCUACUGCAGCCAAAAUCUAUGACUUGAAUAUACUUGCUAAAGACAUUCAGGAUGAUUCUGAUAAUGUUACUCGAUUCCUUAUGCUGGCGAGGGAGCCCAUUAUUCCUGGCACCGAUAGGCCCUUCAAGACAAGUAUAGUUUUCUCACUGGAGGAGGGUCCUGGAGUCCUUUUUAAGGCACUUGCUGUUUUUGCUCUACGGCAAAUCAACCUUACAAAGAUUGAAAGUCGUCCCUUGAGGAAGCAAACUCUGCGAACACCUGAUGAUACCAGCAAUGGUGCUCCGAAAUACUUCGACUACCACUUCUAUGUUGAUUUUGAAGCGUCCAUGGCUGAUGUAAAUGCACAGAAUGCCUUGAGGCACCUUAAUGAGUUUGCUACAUCCUUGAGAGUUCUGGGGAGCUAUCCAGUUGAUACUAGCAUGAUCUGAGAGGGCCACUACCUUGAUACGGGCUGUUGGAGGCUUUUGCGAGACGCACGAGAAGUGGUUAAACCUUCAUUUGAUCUCGAGGAAUCUUAUUCUGUCUAUGAAUUUGUCAGGACAAAGGCUGCGGUUAUCGUUUUUGUUUAUAAUUUCGUCAAUGUUCUAAUAGGUUAUUAUAUUGAGAGCGAAAAUGUUAAUAGGUCUUUUGUGAUUGUCUGAGCCAAAAUGUUAAUAGGUCUUUUGUGAUUGUCUGACUUUUUUUUUUUUGGUCGAAUGUGAUUGUCUGACUUCGAAA